AUGCUGAAGUUGAUCAGCGUGGUCUGCCUGGCUUUGCCCUGCUUCGGGCAGUUUCCAGGACCACCUCGUGGCGUCAAAGUCAUCGAGGCGCACUCUAGCAACACACUCAUUAGCUAUAAGAAAACGACGAUCUGCGAAACCACUCCGGGCGUGAAUGCAUAUGCAGGCUACGUUCAUCUGCCUCCGGAUACCUUACUGGACUCCGGCUUUAAGCAGACCGAUCCGAUCAACACAUUUUUCUGGUUCUUCGAAAGCCGAAAGGAUCCCAGGAACGCGCCUCUGACAAUCGUCCAACUGGGUGGACUUGGCGUGUCUCCCUUGUCAGGCCCACUUGUCCUCAAUGGCCCAUGCAUUGUCGAACCGGAUUCCAACUCUACCAGCUUGAACUCAUGGUCUUGGAACACAGACUCGAAUAUGCUGUAUUUGGAUCAGCCCGUCAGUGUUGGAUUCUCUUACAAUUCUCUGCAGAACUAUACUGUGGAUCUUGUGAGCAACGAAUUUACCGAGCUGAACAAUGUAGACGAGAUCCCCAAGCAGAACACAACAUCUCUUGUGGGAACUUUUUCGAAACCAGGAGAGACAAACGUGGUGUCCACUCUCACUGCUGCAGCAGCCAGCACGUGGCACUUCCUUCAAACUUGGGUGCAGGAGUUUCCUCACUACGAGCCGAAAGACAGGAGAUACAAUCUGGCGACCGAUGGUGGCUCGUCUGGACCGACGUUUUUCGAAUAUUUCGAGCGACAGAACGAACGUAUUCGCAAUACAGAUGGCCAGAGCGCGAGCAAACAAAUGGUACUGACUCUCGACACACUGUUUAUGACAAGCCCAUGCACCGAUCCAAUGAUGUACCAAUCAUACCCAGAGAUCGUGCAGAACAACACCUACGAGAUAGAAAUCGUCAACGCUUCGAUUCGCGGUCAAAUGCUAGAUAUGCUGUACAAGCAAGAUGGAUGCCUAGACCAGCUUUGGAAAUGCGGAAAUCUAUCUCAGAUCUACGAUCGUGAAGGAACAGGAGCCAACGCAUCGGUGAACCAAGUCUGCGCAGAUGCUAAUCAGCUUUGUAACAAGAUGCGGCAGUUACCUUUAGACGUCUCUGGCCGCAACAUCUUCGACUUCACUUCGCGCAAUAGCCGUGUUCUCGAUCAAUUCUACGAAGGCUAUCUCAACCAUCCGCAUGUACAAGACGACCUUGGUGUACCUUUGAACUGGACUUCGUACUCCGAAGCAGUCAGGAACGCUUCCUUGUCUACGGCACAGGCUUUUCAUCGGAAUCCUGACAGGAUAGCAUACCUACUCGAUCGUGGAAUCAAAGUCCAUUUGAUGUAUGGCGAUCGUAGUUAUGGCUGUAACUGGCUCGCCGGAGAAAACUUCUCUCUCAGAGUAAAUUAUGCCCAUGCUUCUCAAUUCCGCUCCGCAGGCUACGCGCCGAUCAGCGUCAACACUUCUUGCACCGUUGCUGGGCAAGUCCGGCAACAUGGGAACUUUUCCUUCUCGCUUGUGUACGAUGCUCCACUGGCGGUUGCAGCAUAUCAACGUGAGACUGCUUUUCGUGUAUUCGAUCGUGCUCUGAACAAUCUGGACAUCGCUACUGGCAAGAUUCAAAUGAGCGAAAGAUAUCAGACAAAUGGGCCACAGAAUAUUCGUGAUAUGAGACGGGAGGUCCCGAAACCGGCACUGGAUUACUGCUACACCUUGUCACCAGGAGAGGGCUGCACAGAUGAGCAGAUCGCUAUGCUGGAAAAUGGUACUGCAGUCGUAAAAGACUUCAUCUUGGUUGAUCGGAAUUCUACGGAACUGUUUCCUGAGGUUGUUGGGACUUAUUGA
This is a messenger RNA of Cercospora beticola, 1824 nucleotides long. RefSeq lists its product as uncharacterized. The record is from RefSeq and is a predicted model, not a curated record. Gene Ontology annotation, biological process: proteolysis. NCBI's taxonomy places the organism in Eukaryota, Fungi, Ascomycota, Dothideomycetes, Mycosphaerellales, Mycosphaerellaceae. Gene Ontology annotation, cellular component: fungal-type vacuole. Gene Ontology annotation, molecular function: serine-type carboxypeptidase activity.